CGUCGGACCGCGCCGCGCUGGGGGACCGGGAGCGGACGGACCGCGGCGGGAGCGGGGCCGGCUGGGCGGCCGGCUGCCAUGUACGCGGGGCUGCAGGAGCUGGGGGUGGCCAACGGCGAGGAUCUCAAGGAGACGUUGACCAACUGCACGGAGCCGCUGAAGGCCAUCGAGCAGUUCCAGACAGAAAAUGGGGUCCUGCUGCCCUCGCUGCAGUCGGCCCUGCCCUUCCUGGACCUGCACGGCACCCCCCGGCUGGAGUUCCACCAGUCGGUGUUCGACGAGCUGAGGGAGAAACUGCUGGAGCGAAUCUCAGCCAUCGCCUUGGAAGGGAAGGUGGAGGAAAGGUACAAGAAGCUGGAAGAUCUCCUGGAGAAAAGCUUUUCCUUGGUCAAGAUGCCGUCCAUACAGCCUGUGGUAAUGUGUGUCAUGAAGCACUUGCCCAAGGUGCCUGAGAAGAAGCUGAAGUUAGUAAUGGCUGACAAGGAUUUGUAUAAAGCAUGUGCAGUGGAGGUGAAGCGCCAGAUUUGGCAGGAUAACCAGGCUCUGUUUGGUGAUGAAGUAUCUCCACUGCUGAAGCAAUAUAUCUUGGAGAAAGAAAAUAUUCUCUUCAGCAACGAUAUUUCUGUCCUGCACAACUUCUUCAGUCCAUCUCCCAAAGCAAGACGUCAGGGAGAGGUGGUUCAGAAGCUGACUCAGAUGAUUGGGAAGAACGUGAAGCUCUACGACAUGGUGUUGCAGUUCUUGAGAACCUUGUUCCUCCGGACAAGGAAUGUGCAUUACUGCACGCUGCGGGCAGAGCUCCUGAUGUCACUGCAUGACCUGGAAAUCAGUGAAAUCUGCACUGUUGACCCUUGUCAUAAGUUCACGUGGUGCCUUGAUGCCUGCAUUCGGGAGAAGUUUGUGGACAACAAGAGAGCUCGGGAAUUGCAAGGCUUUCUGGAUGGAGUGAAGAAAGGACAAGAGCAAGUUCUGGGGGACUUGUCGAUGAUCUUGUGUGAUCCCUUUGCCAUUAACACCUUAGCCCUGAGCACCAUCAGGCACCUGCAGGACCUCGUUGGGCAGGACACCUUACCCAGGGAAAGCCCAGAUCUGCUGCUGCUCCUUAGGAUGCUGUCUUUAGGACAGGGAGCCUGGGACAUGAUUGACAGUCAAGUCUUCAAGGAACCAAAAAUGGAAGCUGAAUUGAUUACAAAGUUCUUGCCUAUGCUGAUGUCCUUUGUGGUGGAUGAUCACACAUUCAAUGUAGAUCAGAAGCUGCCCUCGGAGGAAAAGGGGCCGAUUCCCUACCCCAGCACCAUUCCUGAGGCUUUCACCAAAUUCUUGCAGGAGAACAGAAUAGCUUGUGAGAUUGGGCUGUAUUAUAUCCUUCACAUAACAAAACAGAGAAACAAGAAUGCUUUCCUCAGGCUCCUGCCAGCACUAGUUGAGACGUUCAGUGACUUGGCCUUCAGUGAUAUAUUUCUGCAUCUGCUCACUGGUAACCUCACACUGCUGGGUGAUGAAUUUGCAGUUGAAGAAUUCUGCACCGGUCUCUUCGAUGGCUUCUUUCUCACUGCAUGCUCAAGAAAGGAGAAUGUACACAGACAUGUACUGAGAUUGCUGCUUCAUCUGCAUCACAAAGUGGCGCCUGCCAAAUUAGAGUCUCUCCAGAAGGCUUUGGAACCCACCAAACAGAGUGGGGAGGCUGUGAAGGAGCUUCAUAACCAGCUCACUGAGAAACUGGAGCUUCGCAAGCCCAGUCCUGCCGAAGUGACCGAGACUCCCUCCAUGGAGCUGCCCUUGCCCACCGUGCCCACACCAGCCUCACGCUGAGCUGUUUGUAUUGCAGGAGUGAGACAGCAAAACGGGCCUCGUGCUCAGCAGCCUGAGGGCGCUGUCCUGCCUUGUCAACGGCUGCCCGCAGGGUGGAAGCAAAGAACAGCCACUCAAAAAGCUCUCUGGGGAAACGCUGCGGUUUACCCAACUGUCUCUUGCUGGUUAGAAAACUCUGUAUGCAGUGCAUUGCAGAGGUUUACUUUUCUUAAAGGUAGCUGAGUGAGUGUCUUGUAGAUCUACUUACAACUGACUGUACAAUUUUUUUUUUUUUUUUUGAAAAAGAAAAGGCAUAUUUUUAAGCUUUGCAUCUUGUAUUCUUUAUUUCAGGAACUUACAACUGGCUGUCUAAUACAUGGCUGAGCAGAUAGUGUGAGCUCCUCAAGGCUAACCUGGUUUUUCCUGCCUGUUAGUGGGCUCCUCUGGGCCUUUAGAGGAUAUACUCAGCAAACAAAUGUCAGAGGAGAUAAGCUCCACUGAUGUGAUUUCCUGUUUCUGUUUCUAGCUGUUUACUUCAUGGUAAAACAUGCUGCAUUAGUGAGGGAUGUCCACCACUGUCACCAGACCAAGAAACAAUGAUCUUGUGAAGAACAUCAGAAACUGAAUCAGUCCCCCGCUUUCCUUUCUCUCCCACUUUUUCCAAAGAAAGAGCUUGAAAUGAAUCUUGGCUCCAGUGAAGUAAGACCUGAAUGCUGGUAGGGUUUGGUGUAGGAAGGGUGAAAUCGUGACUGAAAGAAUAGCCUGUUCUCAGUGGCUUAUCUGUGUUUGCUGUCUGUACUGUUGCAGUUAAUUCCUGUUGUGCUUUUACUGUUGCCUCAGUGUAAAUAUCAGGCAGAGUAUGCAGGAAGAUGGAUUUGGUGAGUUGUGUGAGCUUUACAAGUGACGUUGCGUUGGUCUCAGCCCAUACAAUAUAUGUAAAAUCUCAUCAGUCCUCUGUAAACAGGAAGUUGCCUGCAGGAGGGAUUCUGAAUUGCAGGCUAACGCAGGUAUGAAGGCACUUCUGAGGGUCUCUGCUUACCCUCUCACUCAGACCAGGGCUUACCCAGAAAAGGUUGCUUAAGGGCAGAACUUUGUAUUUACCGUUAAGUUUCCUGAGCCUUCUGUUAGGCCAUUUCUCCAGCCCACUGAGGUUCCUCUGGCAGCCCUGCCCAGUGUGUCAGCCAUUCCCACAGUUUGGUACCAUGUGUAAAUUUGCUGAGGGUGUGUUCUGUCUUUGGGUUGUGAAUAGAGGCAUUAAACAAUGCUAGCCUCGUUACAGACCCCUGAGGAAUGUUAGGAGUAACUGGCUGCCAGUUGGACUUUGUGCUGUUGAUCUCAACUCUCUGGGACUGGAGUCUUGCCAGUUUUCCUAUGCAGCUAUCUGAUGCACAGCAAAAUGAUUUGGCUAUAUGUGUUCUUCAGACAAUUGUGUCCAGAGCCAUCUGAAGUCAAGCUAAACUGCUCUGCUCUCCUCUUGUCUGCCAAGCCAAUCUUCUUAGAAAGUUAUCAGAGUUUUCAGGCACUGUUAACUGUGCUGAUCAUGCUGUCACUGUCUUGUCCCUUUAUUUUCCCAGCACUAAUUAUUUUCGUGGGGCUCGAGCAUUUCUGGUGCCAAGCCAUAUCAUGAGACUUUUCCAUUUCCUGAAGCUGAAUGGAAAAAAAAAAAAAGAGAUAAUUGAGCAAAGAUGGAAAUCCCUCCGAGAAGCUGCUGAACUCCCUUUGUGUAGCUUUCUUCCUCCCAAGAUCUCAAGUGCUGCGUGAGGAAAGCAAGUACUCUUCACUGCCUCAGUGCCUUGUUUUCCAUUUGUGAGGUUAUCUGUGUCUUUUGGGAAAACUGGGAAGACAGCAUGGGUCUGUGAGCGAGGAAGGGGUGCUGCCUUCUCAUCCCUGCUGCCUUUGCACUCCUUGUCUCCUGGGCUCAGCAUUGCCUUUGUGGAGCCUGGGCAGCUCUUGCUGGCAGACUCCUGAUGCUGAACUUGCUGGAAACAGGAACUGCUUGUAACAAUCAGUAUUUUCUUGCAAAGCUUGGUUUUUAAACCAUUUAAACUGACAUAACUUACACAGAGCAGCAUCCCACACUGCUUGGAAACCUCUCACUAUUAACUCCCUCCAAGCUGUGUUCUGCUCAGCCCCGGGGUCCGUAGCUUUGUGUGCAGGUUCUCUUUGUCACUGGAGUCUUCCCAUGCACUGCAGCCUGAUUUGCUACUCUCUGGCAGCACGAACUUGUUUUAAUUCAGGCUGACUGAGCAAUGUGCAGUUCAGUAGGAAGACCUCUUGUGUUUUACCCUGUGUUGACAGUGCUGGGGAUUAUUUUUUACAGCCUUUAAGAUCUACAGAGGUGGCACAAAGCAAUUGAGUCCUGGAGCAUGUACUGAUGAUUUCCUGUGCUAAUUGAUGCUUCAGCUGAGAGAUCAGUGGGCAGGGGAGAAUGGGAAUGGCUGCCACUCUGCACUCUGACUUGCUUUCUUCUGAAAAGAUGUGAUAAAUUAGCAGAAACAUCUCUCAGAAAAUACUUUUUUCAGAAGUGACCAUCCCAGUCCGUGGGCAUUCAUGGAGAUGAGAGUGCUUUGACUCCCAGCAAUUAUACAGGCUGCUGCUUUUGUGUCAGCUCGCGCUGCCCCGUGCUGUAACUGCCUGCUGAGGUACAACCGAACGGUGUGGAAGAAUUACGUAUUCUUUUCCUCUUUGCCUUUUCUUAAUGCCCCACGUGCGGCCCUUGGUAACGAGGUGCGGCGCAGUGGCGCGCAGUGCAAUGGCGUGCAGUGCAGGGUUUGCUCGCUAGGGGGCAGUGCACCACUGAGCGCCUGCCUCCAGCGCCGCUGCCUGAAAUGCUCCCAGCUGGCGCGGAGCGGGGCGCUGGGGCUGCCUGCCCUGUGUUGACACUCGCGUUACGGUUUGUCUUUACAGCGGGGAUGUGAUACCUGUGGGAUGGAAAAAUAGCGUAUUCUCACCAAGCCUGCUGUGUGACUCGAGGAUGAAUUUUUUGCAAUGAAUUCUAAUUAGCUUAAGCAAUCUGGUCCUCUCUGUGUGUUUUUCCGGAGAGAUCAUGGUAACUAAUAGCCCUGAGAGGUUCUCCAGGCUUUUUGGAUGGUUAACAUUUAACUGAAAUUCAUGUUGAGCUUUGAAGCAACUCAUUUGGAUUGAGGUACAUUAGCAGAUUGACAGAGAACUGGAACUGCAGUAUUGUAGUUGAUGGGAGUAGCUCCAAAAUUUGGUUACUGAGGCCAAUGCUAGCAGAAGAAUCAGGUCUGGGUUAUGUAGAAUUAGUGGAAAAAAAAUGUUUAUAAUGGUAUAAUUUACUUCUGAAGGACCUGAUACCAAAAGCAUGGCACAGCAUCAUUUCACAUCACCCAGAUUCCACCUGACACGAUGAUUUGAUGCAGGAAAUCUCUUUGUGGACUGAAGUAAAAGAGGCUGAACAAAUCUGCUUGGACAGAAAGCACAUGAAGAUCCCCCUGGAUAAACACCAGUUGUUCAGGUGGCUGGUGUGGCACAGCAGUUCCUGCAGGAAGGAAUCAGGCACAUUCCUGACCAGUACCACAUCAGAGAGCAGGUAUGAAAAUGGACUGAAGUGAUACUGGUAAGAAAAGCUAAUGAAUGAUAAAUACAAAUCACAGAAUUUCCUCUUGCAAGCAUUUAAAACUUAAAAUGAUUGUAUUUUCUGAUCUUAAUGAUUUUGACAGCCAUGGGACCACAGGGAAACACCUGUUGGGUUUACAUACUGUGUUCUUCACUACCUCCUCUGCUGUACCUGCAGCACCUGGGCACGCUGCUGUUGGGCUGGACCUGCACUGCUGCUUCUGCACAUGCCCUUCCUUGCCUUCCUCUCCUUUUGGUGUCCUGCUUCUCUGGAUCUCUCCAUGGCUGGGUAACAGCCUGAUAUCUGCCUGAUAACGUCUCUUUUUGGAGGAGGCCAUGCCCUGUGCUUGGCACAAACCCUUCCCUGACCAGCACUAGCUUGAGGACCACGCAGGCAGGAAGAAAAUGUGGUUCUUGCUGAUGCUGUUUCAGUGCCUGGGCAACAUCUACCAAAGUUCCUCUAGGCUGGAAUGUGCUCUGAAAGAACGGGAGCAUUUUACGAGGUGUUGCAGUAGAUAUUCCACUGUGUCCUUACUAUGAAAGCUCUGAAUUUCCAUGGAGAUCCUUCCAGUUCAGGCAUUGAAAGCCUGGCACCUUGAUGAGGGAUGGUGAAUGUCCACCAGUGCCUUCAAUAGAACUCUACAAAAAAUCCAGAUGGGAGCAAUUCCAUUGUAUCAUUUACCUCCCAUAGAAGGAAGCUUAUUGUUCAAAAAGAGGGCAGUAUUCUGACAGCCUUCAGUGCCGGAGUUACAGGAGUUACAUCCUGCACUUGUGAAUUAAACCUUAGCUGGUGGUAAAGAAUUGUGAAACCGACCUCCUAGAGGGCACUGACUGCCAACUUUGGCUUUCCAACCCAAUGACAAUAUUUCUCACAUCGAACCACAGAACUCACAGCUGGGACCAUUGUAAGGGUGGGCCCUGUUAGGCUCCAGGGAUAAAAACUGAUGGGGACCCAGCAGUUCAAGCUGUGCAUCUUUGUGUGUGUGAAUGCUGAAAGCCUCUGCUUGCUGGCAGAACACCCUGUUCUGCCUCAGUGCUGCAGGCACUUUGAAAAGUGGUCGGGAGUGGUGGGUUGUGGUGCAGAUGGCUGGAAGGAGCCGGGCAUUUAGCUGAGUGACAGAAAGUCUGCAGCAGAUGCCAGGAGGCAGAAACUUAUUCCUCUCCAAGAUGCUGCUGGAUGGUUUGGGCUUCCCAGUCACCUGUUGUGGAGAGGGGAAGACUCCUGGGUGCACAGACAGUACUUGAGUGCACUAAAUGUAACUUACCUCUCACCCUGCGUUGUGCCUUGGCUGAAGGGCAGCACUGGGCUGUGGGGCAGAGCUGUGCCUGUAGCUGUGCUGGGGAUCUCCCAGAGGCAGGGAGAGGUCUGUGUGACAGGGUGAUGUGGAUGGCUUCUUGCAAUAUUGAUAGAUCCAGGGGGGUGUAAAGCAGGAAUGGAGGGCAGCUCCAUCCCAAGGCAGGUCACCGUGCUGAGGACUCCUCAGGCAGGGUUUCAGCUCCGUGUUUGCUGCCAUCUGAGCCUUUCUUGGGCAUCCUCUGCAGUCUUUGCAUUGAGCAGCACCCCAGAAGUGAACAUCGGUGUCUUCCCCUUGUUCUCCAGGUCCCGUUGAUGUCAGUUCUGUGACAAGGGAACAAGAAAGAUUCCUGUAUCUGUCCUCGAGUCAAACAGAGCUGUUUCUGGUUCCCGUGUUGUCAUAGAAAAGAAGUCCAGAGCUCAAAAGAUGGUUAUUUUGGAGCUCUGUAUUUUGUUUUUCUUUCCUUUAGCAUCCAUUUGCUGUACCAAAGCUCUGUUGGCUGAUCAGGGUUGGCAGAACUUGUAAGUGGUGAAAUGUUAAUAAAUCCUGGCGAUGAGUCAUUAGCAUACAAAGCAAUCCGAUGACUCAGAACACAAGGUUUUUAUUAUCGUUUUUUCAAGCACACAUAUAGGUAGGAGCAAUUAAAAAUCUUGGGAAGAAAUCUGUCUCAGAGCAUCUGUUUGUGUUUUGUGAAGGCUGUGGAAGAUGCUGACAAACGGGGUGGUGCUCAU
Lagopus muta (rock ptarmigan) is the source of this 7396-nucleotide messenger RNA. RefSeq names its product negative elongation factor complex member B (gene NELFB). The coding region runs from base 79 to 1812 and encodes 577 amino acids. The transcript is spliced from 14 exons. Lineage: Eukaryota; Metazoa; Chordata; Aves; Galliformes; Phasianidae. The record is from RefSeq and is a predicted model, not a curated record. Gene Ontology annotation, cellular component: nucleus; NELF complex. Gene Ontology annotation, biological process: negative regulation of transcription elongation by RNA polymerase II.